AUGGAUGACAACUACCGACAGACGCUUGGCUUGUUAAACAAAGCCUUAAGAAAAGAUAACAAAUCGCUGAAGAAUCGAAUACAGAGCAUACUUCUAGAUAACACGUUUUUGGAAAAGGAGGUCAUCCCUGUAUUCCCCAGGUUUCCGAUUAUUCCAAAUGAAAGGUGUGGUGUAUGGUAUUGCAACCCGGAGACGUUCAAACAGACAAGUUAUUUCAAAUCCACAGAUGGCCACACAAAUCAAUGGGAUUUCAGUCUCCGAAGACUCAAUCUGCAUUUGCUGCCUACUAUCUCCCAUAAUGGUGGCCUUAUUAUUGUUGACAGUACCAGACGAGGCAAAAGAAUGCCGGACGCACUCAGUAAAACGGUGCCACUUUGGUGUGCGGUGUUAAAUAGCCUCAUGCUCGAGCACUUAGGCAGAAGAAAUGAGCAAGUUCUUUUUUGCCCGCCGAAUACAGUCUCCAGGCAAGAGUGCGCUCAAAUGGAGGCGAAGAUCCCACAACUUGUGGAGAAAUUUAGGGCUCUUAAAGUCAUCAGCGGCGCGGAACUUGCACGCGCCCUUGGAAAUAAAAUUUUGCGCCCUCUUUGGGUUUAUCCAGGCUCAUCGUUGCUUCACUCUCAGCGUGAUGUCUUUACGGGAGAGUUAAGUUCAUCUACGUGGGAAGCCCCAGAAGCUGCUGGUUUCAUUCCGCUGGUUUUAUGCACAGUCAGCUACCAAUGCCAGGAUGGCGUCGAUAAUCGCAAUGGGUUCAUCUACGUGCAAGGAGCUGCUGAUGAUCAUGAACUCUGGUCGAAAGGUCUGACGGCGAGCUUACUGUGGAGAUCUGUGGAAGUAUUCAGAGACCCCCAACUGAGCGACGAAGUGCUUGAAGGAUGCGUUGUCAGCCAACUAAAUGCCGACAAAACACUUAUGCACUCGCACCAUGAUCUCACCAAACUAGUGGUGACAGACGCUUUAACGAAUAACUUACAUCUGGGAAAAAUUAGCGCGAACAUAGAGCUCACCAAAGCUUUUCAGGAACAAUUAUUAGCAUCAUAUUCUCUUGUUGUAAUACUGAGCGAAACUGUCGAAUUGGCACAGCCUACGGGCACCGAGGAGCCCAGCCCGAAUAUAAGAGUUAUCCAGCUUUCCAGUGGCUCAAAGAAAAGCUCUAAAGCUCUACGCGUCCAGCUUAUAACGCUAUGUCCAUUGAUAGAAUCAUACUUGCGCGAAGCUUUACCUGUUCUAGUUUGCUGCAAUGAUGGGAAAGAUAUGUCAGUCUGCGUCCUUCUUAGCGUACUUUGCAGAAAUUACGACGCAGAGGAUUGGAAACUUGGCCAACCAAUUAGCAUACAUAAGACAAUCAUCAGAAAGCAUCUUUCGCGGAUGAUUGCAAAGGUCGAUGGGAGGAAUAUCAAUCCAGCAAGGGCAUCGCUGAAUAGUGUGAACUCGUAUCUGAUGCAAUGA
Messenger RNA from Lachancea dasiensis, 1446 nucleotides. Lineage: Eukaryota; Fungi; Ascomycota; Saccharomycetes; Saccharomycetales; Saccharomycetaceae. The record is from the annotation of a GenBank genome assembly.